CCUAGCGAAAUAAGCACUGGCGGCGCUUCCUCAGUGGCCGAUUUGGACGAAUAUAUGAUUAAUCCACGAACGGGUUUUGUGCGUGUUAUAAGUGAAUUGGUGGGUGACGUAGCCGAACGAAUCGUUUAUCGAACUGGAUUGUAUGGGCAGUCCGAUAUUGCUGGAUUCACACCGUCCAGUGGUGAUCUUGCUUAUCCAGAAAAAUUGGAAAUGAUGAAAGCAAUCGAGGAAGAGCAUGCAGAAAAGGUUGAUAAAAGUGAACAAAGUAAAACGUCUCCGACUUCUGCGAUCGAUCUCCAUUGCCUGUGGUACCCCACUGUUCGACGUACGGUGCUUUGUCUUUCAAAACUGUUCAAAUGUUUGGAGGUAAUUGGUCUUUACUUUUUUCCUAGGCAAUGA
This is a messenger RNA of Gongylonema pulchrum, 399 nucleotides long. NCBI's taxonomy places the organism in Eukaryota, Metazoa, Nematoda, Chromadorea, Rhabditida, Gongylonematidae. The record is from the annotation of a GenBank genome assembly.